Oncorhynchus nerka (sockeye salmon) is the source of this 5009-nucleotide messenger RNA. Its product is annotated as transient receptor potential cation channel subfamily V member 1-like. Lineage: Eukaryota; Metazoa; Chordata; Actinopteri; Salmoniformes; Salmonidae. Bases 2246 to 4660 code for a protein of 804 amino acids. The record is from RefSeq and is a predicted model, not a curated record. Gene Ontology annotation, cellular component: plasma membrane. The transcript has 17 exons. Gene Ontology annotation, biological process: calcium ion import across plasma membrane. Gene Ontology annotation, molecular function: calcium channel activity; protein binding.
CGUCGCCAAACCCACUGACUCCAGGUCAUCUAUACGUCUUUGCUAGGUAAAGCCCCACCUUAUCUCAGCUCAGUGGUCACCAUAGAAACACCCACCCUUAGUACGCGCUCCAGCAGGUAUAUUUCACUGGUCAUCCCCAAAGCCAACACUUCCUUUGGCCGCAUUUCCUUCCAGUUCUCUGCUGCCAAUGACUGGAACGAAUUGCAAAAAUCACUGAAGCUGGAGUCUCAUAUCUCCCUCUAUAACUUUAAGCAUCAGCUGUCUGAGCAGCUUACCGAUCACUGUACCUGUACAAAGCCAAUCUGUAAAUAGCACCCCAUCUACCUCAUUAGCACUCCAUCUACCUCAUCCCCAUAUUAUUUCUCACCUUCUUGCUCUUUUGCUCCCAAGUAUCUCUACUUGCACAUCAUCAUCUGCACAUCUAUCACUCCAGUGUUAAUGCUAAAUUGUAAUUAUUUCUCCUCUAUGGCCUAUUUAUUGCCUUACACCCCUACUCUUCUACAUUUGCACACACUGUACAUAGAUUUCUAUAGUGUUAUUGACUGUACGUUUGUUUAUGUGUAACUCUGUGUUGUUGUUUUGGUCGCACUGCUUUGCUUUAUCUUGGACAGGUCGCAGUUGUAAAUGAGAACUUGUUCUCAACUGGCCUACCUGGUUAAAUAAAAUAAAGGUGAAAUAAAAUAAAAUAAAAAUGAGGAGCUGAUCAGAUGUGCCCUUAGAGUGGACAGUAGUGACCUGAGGGUGAGUCUUACCAUCUGGGGGGAAAAACACGACCCGCUCAGCCUGGGCCAGGUAUAAAAAAUACACCCCUCCAAACUCUCCCUGGACCACAUAACCAGAGCAGUGUGCCGGGCGUUCUGGACAAUAUCACCUCCAUGAUGCACCCUAUCUUCCUUCUGGAUGUCGGAUUGCAAAGGAUCAUGGGCAGUGGGAGUGCCUUUUCCCAUAACGCGGUGCUCAGACAUGAAGCAGAGGGUGUGUUAUUUACCUGUGGAAUAUGGGCAGGAUGUAGACUCAGCUGUGGGCGUGGUUAUGGUCUUUCAUGGCAGACUAUGAGUUACAAAUUCACACACAGAGGGGCAUUCCUAUUUGUUUAUGUCACGGAUCCCUCUGGAACAUUCAUUGCACUCACCUGGCCCCUAUUCCCACUGAUUGUAUUUGUAUAUAUGUGCCCUUUGUUCACCAUGGUGCUGUCGAUUAUUGUUACAAUGUCCGUUGGUUCGUGUGAGUACCUGUGCUGUGUGUUUUGGCUUUUCUUUUCUGCCAUUAUGGAUUGCGCAGAUGAUUACGUGUCUCGUCCCGUGUGUUAAUCAUCGUGCGCUUGUAUUAUUUAUUCAAGGUACUCCUCGCUCUUUUGUUUGGGUUUCUACCCUGUGUUUUGUUACGUGUUUGUUUGGUCUUCGUCCCCGUGCCUUGGCACAGCACGCCGUAAUUUAGGUAAAUAAAAAAUAAAAACCGCUGUUACGCAUUCCUGCGCCUGUCUCCCGAAUCAUUCAUGCCAACAUGACAGUUUACUUGAAUAUUUGAAUCGUUUUUUUUUUAUUGGCUAACAGUGACUAUUACAAUCAACAUCAUGCUUAUUUUACUAUUCAGUGAUAUCCUCAGAAAUGUUUAUGAACUAAUACUAUUUGAAAUCCAUUGUGCAAUCUCCAAUCAAAAUGAUGUCUCACAUUUAUAGUACAAACUAAAAGUUAAAUUAGGCCUACAGUAAGGGGUAAGUGGUAAUGUAGGACAUGGUUAAUUACAGUAAAAUAAUGUACUGUAUUUGAAAUUUUGCAUUGGUGAACUUGAACUUUUAGCUAAAACAUUGUUCUGCUACUGCUAGCUUACACAUCAGUGUUAUUAACAAGAUUUUAGUAUCGUUGAUCAUUACAACUAUCAUUUAUAAUGAUUACAAUUAUUUAAUGCUGUUUUUACUAAAUGAUAAAAUUGUUAUGUUAUCAUGGCGCAUGUAAAAGAAGUCAAAGUUUGUUGAUCCUUCUAACUACAGCAUAUAAUAAGUCUAAUCUCACAAGACAAGUUUUUUUCUAACCACAAUCUUAGUCACAGGAACAGACUCACCAACAACCCAGCUCACCAGGCAGCAGAUCUAAGAGAAGGCACACACUCCGGAAGCUCUGCAAAGUUGUUCUGAAAGAAAGAAGAAGAAACGCUUACUGAAUAGAAUGUUGUGUUAAAGGAGAAGGAAAUCCCUUGUGAGACGAGACACAUUCAAAACAAUAAACCACCAGUCUGAGGAGUCAUUAUGAGCAAGUCAAAGGGCCCAGAGUACCCUUCCUUCUCUCUGGAGACGGAUGACAGGACAGAUGAUGAGAGGGCACAGAGCAGACAGGUGAAGAAGCCUGACCGGCUGGUGUCUGCCCUAGGCUUAGGCAGUUCGGGGGGGCCCAAAGCCCCCAUGGACUCAGACUACCAGGAUGAGCUGGAGGAGGCCGCUCCCAAGAUUAGAUUCAAUCUCAAUUUUGACAAAGAAGUACGAUGUUUGGAGGAGAACAAAGAGGACAGGGACAGCAAGAGGUUUGACAUCAAGAGGCUGUUUGAGGCCGUGUCCACUGGUGAUGUCAUGAAGCUGGAGGGGCUGCAUCAGUACUUGCAUCAGUCCAUGAAAAAGCUCUCCAACACUGAGUAUCAAUCGUAUGGUAAAAACGUCCUGCUGAAGGCUCUACUGAAUCUGAGAAAUGGCAGAAAUAACACAAUUGAAUAUCUCCUUGACAUCUCAGAGAAGAUGGGGGACAUCAAAGAAUUAGUAAAUGCUGCAUACACAGACAGCUAUUACAAAGGUCAAACAGCCCUUCAUAUUGCCAUUGAGAGAAGGAGCACCUAUUUUGUUGAGCUAUUGAUCAAGAAAGGAGCAAACGUCCAUGCCAAAGCCUGUGGGAAAUUCUUCCAGCUCAAUGAUGGACCCAGCUUCUACUUUGGUGAGCUACCUCUGUCCCUGGCUGCGUGCACCAACCAGCCUGAGGUGGUGGACUUUCUGCUGGAGAAUGACUACCAGAGAGUGGAUGUGAGGGAGAGUGAUUCUCUGGGUAACAUGGUGUUGCAUGCCCUGGUGGUGUUGGCUGAUAACACACCAGAGAACACUGACUUCAUCACCUCUAUGUACGACCACAUCCUGACAACAGCUGCCCGCCUCCACCCCAAAUGGAGGCUGGAGGACAUCGAGAACAACCAGGGCCUGACGACUAUAAAACUGGCUGCCAAGACUGGCAAGAUCGGGCUGUUUAAGCACAUGAUGCAUCGUGAGUUCCAGGAGAGGGAGACCAGAAACCUGUCCCGUAAAUUCACUGAGUGGGUUUACGGACCCGUCCACUCCUCCCUGUAUGACCUGGACUCACUGGACUCCUACGAGAAGAACUCUGUCCUGGAGAUCAUCGUUUACAGCAGUGACAUUCCUAAUCGCCAUGAGAUGCUGCAGAUUGAGCCUCUGAACAGGCUACUGGAGGAGAAGUGGGCCAAGUUUGCUGCUCGGAUGUUUUUCUUAAACUUCAUGGUUUACCUGGUUUACCUCUCCGUCUUCACCGCUGUCGCCUACUACAGGAAGAAGGGAACGCCACCUUUUACUCUGGAACAUACCAGACAGGAGUACCUGCGACUCGCCGGUCAGCUUUUUAUAACUGUGGGAGCCUGCUAUUUCUUCAUAAGAGGGAUAUUAGACUUGAAGAGGAAACGUCCAAGCCUGGACACUUUGCUGAUUGACGGAUACAGUGAAAUCCUUUUUUUUCUGCAGGCGAUCUUCUUCCUGGCCUCCUCAGUGCUGUACUGCUGUGGUAGGGAGGAGUACCUGGGUUUUUUUGUGCUGUGUCUGGCUCUCAGCUGGGUCAACCUGCUCUACUUCUCCAGGGGAUACAGACACAUGGGCAUCUACAGUGUCAUGAUACAGAAGAUGAUCCUAUGUGAUAUCUUGCGCUUUCUCUUUGUCUACGUUACCUUCCUCUUUGGGUUUUCAGCAGCGGUGGUCACUUUGUUGAUGGAACCUGAUUUGCCAGCCAAUAAUACAGCACAGCCAAUAGACAGUACAGAUGGAAGAGGUCGUACCUUUUUCCUUCCCACUGAGGAUUCGUGUAUAAAACCCACCUUCAGGAACAUCUCUCACACUAUCAUGGAGCUGUUCAAGUUCACCAUCGGCAUGGGAGACCUGGAGUUCACAGAGGGGUACCAGUACAAGGAAGUGUUUUACAUGCUGCUAAUCUCCUACAUCGUGCUCACCUACAUCCUGCUGCUCAACAUGCUCAUCGCCCUCAUGAGCCGCACUGUGGAGAAGAUGUCCCUGGAGAGCACCAGCAUCUGGAAACUACAGCGGGCCCUCACCAUCCUGGAUCUGGAAAGGAGCCUGCCUCGCUGCUUGAGAAGGAGGCUUCGUUCUGGGGUGGACAAGGACCUGGGGACCAGGGCUGGAGAGAAAGACCGCCGAUGGUGCUUCAGAGUGGAGGAAGUCAACUGGAACAAAUGGAACACCAACCUGGGAAUAAUCAAUGAGGAUCCAGGGAGCGGAGAUACGUCCAAGCUGUCCCCUACACACAGCAGCAGAACGCUAGGCAGAGAGAGGAGCUGGCGGGGGUUCCUGGGAAAUGUCAGUCGAAGACAACAUACACAGCCUCAGCAACAAACACAAGUAGAGAGCACAGAGAUGUCCUCUCUGUCUCCUCUCAACCAUGUCUGAAGUCUGCUCUCGCAUCCUCCUGACCUAGAUGGUUCUCUUUCUUGCAAUGAUUGUGAUGUUUGGUUGUUUUACCUAUGCACAGAUUUCAUGAAAUUGCUAAAAUGUAUAUGUACUCUGGUUUAGUCCUAUCGUGUGGUUAAUAGGAGGGUAGUGGAGGGUUCUAGCCUCUAGAGGGCAGGUUUAAACAGCCAAAGAAACACAUUCACUCCACUGUUAUUGUGAUUUACAACAUUGAUUUAUUUAUACUUCAAGCUGAUUGUUAUUCUGUUAAAUCUAUGUGCCCUAAAAUGACUGCAAUCUGUGUUGAGCAAAUCGUAGAGAUGAGAUCUUAAUAAAGGAAAUCAUUGCA